This is a messenger RNA of Closterium sp. Yama58-4, 2439 nucleotides long. Lineage: Eukaryota; Viridiplantae; Streptophyta; Zygnematophyceae; Desmidiales; Closteriaceae. The record is from the annotation of a GenBank genome assembly.
AUGAAAGCAGGCGAGAACGACUGGAAAAUAGACACCGCCGCAUCCGCCGUCACACUCGGGGCUGUCGUCGGCUCCGGCGGCGGUGGCGGCGGCCCUGGCGCCGAAAACGGCGGACCUGGCGCCGGAAGCGGCGGGCCUGGCGCCGGCGGCGGAAAGCCCGGCGGAGGCGGAAAGCCUGGCGGCAGCGCAGGGUCCGGGCGGCGGUGGACGGCGGUAGUGAGGAUCCACGGCGCGUGUCUCGCGGCGAACGACCCCUUUGCGGGGGACCACGGCGGGCGCUCGUCGAUCAGCGGAAAUGCGCCGGCUGGCGACGGCGGAAGCGCAGGAGACGCAGGAGGUGGAAGCGGGGACGCGGGCGACGGAAUGCGCCUUGCGCCGUACUGCCCGCUGAGGUCGUCCCCCGGUCCUGCUGAGUCUAGGUGUGACAAUGACGGGGCGGGGGUGAGCAUAGCGAGGGAAGCAGAAGGAGGAGAAGAAGGAGGUGGGGGAGGGGGAGGAGUGAGUGGAAGGGUGGGAGGGGAUGAGGCAGGGCGGGGGAUUGCAGCAGAGGCGUUGGUGUCUUGGCACAUGGAGGGCGUUGCUGCUGGUGGUGGUGCUGCUGCUGCUUCUGCUAUGCCUGCAGUAUCAGGGGAGGAUUUGAAAACGGCACAGAAGCAACAAGAAGAGCAGGGGCAGCAGCAGCAGCAACAGCAGCAGCAGAAGGAUGAGCAGCAACAGCAGCAGCACGUGCAAGAAGAGGCGGUGUCAAUGGCAGGAGAGGACCGCUCUCACAUCCUCGUCUCGCCCUCCCGGGGCUUUGUGUUUGCAGCGGUGUACGACGGCUUUGCAGAGCGCCACGCCGUGGAUUACCUCCUCGCACACCUCCACACCGCUCUCUGCCACCAGCUGGACGCGGCUAGUAAGAAAGCGUUCCCAAGGGACCGGAGCCGCUCUGAUUGGUUGGACGCUUCUGACGGGACAGAGGGAUUGGAGCAGGAGGUCGCGUGUGAGGGUGCAGGUGGGGAUGAGUCGAAGGGUAAGGUUAGGUGGACGCUGGGUGGGGUUGGGAGGACGAGCAAGAAAGCAUUCCCGAGGGAGCGAAGCCGCUCUGAUUGGUCAGAAGCUUCGGAUAACCAGGAUGAGCAAGAAGCAUUCCCAAGGGAUAUCCAGGAAGGCGGAAUGGACCAGGAGAGUGGGCCUUAUAAGGGUGGGGCUGAGCAGGGUGGGUCUGAUAAGAGUGGGCCUGAUAAGGGUGGGUCUGAUAAGGGUGGGUCUGAUAAGGGUGGGUCUGAUAAGGGUGGGUCUGAUAAGACACAGGGACUGCAGCAGGAGAGAGCAUCUGAUGCCUCUCAGAAUGGAAGGCUGAGGGGAGAAGGGAAUGGGACUGAAGGGGAGGUGGGACUUGCGCAAAAAAAGUUGCAGCAGCAGCAGCAGCACCACCACCACCAGCAUCACCAUCAUCAGCAGCACCCGUCCCAUGUGCCAAAGAUGGUGCAAGAACCACCUAACGACCACAGACGACACCAGCAGAUUCUAGGCGCCUUAGAACGCGCCCUCGCCUCUACCGAGUCGUCCUUUCUGACGCGAGUUAAAGACGUCUCUAAAGACCAGCCGGAGUAUGCGAUAGGAGGGGCGUCUCUAGUUGCUGCUAUAGUCACAGGCACGGAUGCUUAUGUGAUUAAUUUGGGGGAUAGCAGGGCUGUGAUUGUAAGGGGGGAAGAGGUGGGGAGGGGGUGGAGGAGGGGGUUGAGGAGGGGGGGAGGAGAGAGUGGGAGGCGUGUGAGGAGGGAUAGGGUGGAGGGAAGGAGGGGAAGUGGGAUAUGGGGAAGUGGAGAAGUGGGGAGUGGGGGAGUGGAGAGUUGGGGAUGGGGGAGUGGCGGGAGUGGCGGAGAGGGGAGUGGUAGCAGCAAAGGGAGUGGCAGAAGAGAGAAAGUGGGGGAAACGGGGGGAAUAUGGGAGAAGGGGGAGAAGUGGGAGAGGGGUGAGAUUAGUGGGGCUGUUGGGGAAAUGGAGAGUGCGGGGAGCAGGAAUGCAGGAGGAGGAGAAGCAGGAGGAGGGGAGAAGGGAGGAGGCAGAGGAGGGGGAGUGUGGAGGUGGAGGGCAGAGAGACUGACAGUGGACCACAACACGAGCAACGCUGCUGAGGUGCGGCGGGUGCAGCAGGCGCAUGCAGACAGUGACAUCAUCAAGAGAGGCAGGCUUAAGGGCAAGGUCAAGCUGACCCGGGCCUUCGGUGCAGCUUACCUCAAGGAUCAAACAAUUAAUGAUGCCCUGCUAGGCAUGUUCCGAGUCAAGUACCAAGCCUCUGCCUCAGCUUCGGAACCAUACCUUUCCACCUCACCGCACCUGCGCCACGUGCAAAUCUCACCCCAGUUUCUUUCCUCGGCCAGCAGCAGCAGGUCCGGCGCAUGGAGGCUCGGGAAGUUUAGGUUCGGCACAUGGAGGUUCGGGAGUUCAUAG